Molecule: messenger RNA, 334 nt
Organism: Hymenoscyphus albidus
Lineage: Eukaryota; Fungi; Ascomycota; Leotiomycetes; Helotiales; Helotiaceae
Source: the annotation of a GenBank genome assembly
AUGUCGCUCCAAAGCCGUAAGUCUCAUUGCCAACUAUCAGAGCAUGUGUCAAUUGGGUGUUAAUAUACUUUUCAUUACAGUGUGACAUUCAAGGCAAGUUCGAUUCGGCUCCCAGCGGGAUACUAGAUAAGUACGUACCGCUGACGUAUAUACAGACUGUUUGGCCAAAAAUUCGUACGACGAAGCCAAAUGCAGGGCCCAGGUCGAUGAUUUGUACGCAUGCUGCAAUUCCUUCUAUCGGCAGAAUGGCGAUGAUGCUCAGUCGGUGUGCUGCCCUCAGGCGAGUCUUCUGAGGCUCAAGAUUAAGCAAAGGGCAGCAGAGUCCGCUAGAUGA